AUGUUUUUCCUCCAAUCGGAUCUUCGAUCUGCAAUUCAAAUUGCUGCUACCUUUUGCUAUUUGAACCCCAGUCGCUACGAAUCGCCCUUCCCCAGACCCGUUUCCGUUCGUACGCCGCCCCGGCUGAGACCGCCCCAUGCGGCGGCCGUAGAGAGAAUAUCUCACAAGCCUCCGAUCUGUACUGCUGAUGAACUUCAUUACGUUUCAAUUCAUAACUCCGACUGGCGACUCGCUCUCUGGCGUUACAAGCCUCCUCCUAAGGCACCUUCAAGAAAUCAUCCAUUAUUGCUUUUGAGUGGUGUUGGAACAAAUGCAAUUGGAUAUGAUCUUGCUCCUGGGGCACCAAAGGUUUUGUGCAUCUUUGUAAUGCUUCUUAACGAUCACAUUUGGUUUGCCAAAUUUAUACUUGUAGUGAAUUACAUAAAUGGUCCCUGGACUAUUCUUACAACUCACUUUUCAUCCCUGAACUAA
Messenger RNA from Lactuca saligna, 471 nucleotides. Lineage: Eukaryota; Viridiplantae; Streptophyta; Magnoliopsida; Asterales; Asteraceae. The record is from the annotation of a GenBank genome assembly.